UUGCCCGCCGUUGUAAAAGCGUCCAUAGCACCCACAGAGACGUUGGCAACGAGAAGCCAUUAAUGUAAUGUAAAGCAAACCUGAUCAAACUCACUGGAGAGAGGGGCAUUUGGCUUUGAUUUAAAUGUUAGCCAUCUUAUUAAGGAUGUGAAAAUGACCUCAAAUAAUCCAUCGGCUUUUCUUCUCAUGGUUAAUGGGCAAAUCGAAGGAGCCAAUUUCCCAGAAUAUGAUGACAUGUACUGCAAGUAUUGUUUUGUGUAUGGACACGACUGGGCGCCCACGUCAGGAUUAGAAGAGGGAAUUUCUCAGAUAACAUCAAGGGGAAGCGGAUCGCAGAAUCUGGUGUGGAAUUUCCCAAUAGACAUCACAUUCAAAAGCACCAAUCCAUUUGGUUGGCCCCAAAUUGUAGUUAGUGUGUACGGCCCUGAUACAUUUGGAAAUGAUGUUGUCCGAGGAUAUGGAGCUGUGCAUAUCCCCUUUACGCCUGGAAAGCACACCAAGACUAUUCCAAUGUUUGUGCCUGAGUCCACAUCAAGACUGCAGAAGUUCACAAGCUGGCUGAUGGGGAGGCGUCCCGAGUUCACAGAUCCCAAAGUUGUUGCCCAGGGAGAGGGAAGAGAAGUUACAAGGGUGCGUUCACAAGGUUUCGUGACACUACAGUUCAACAUUGUUACUAAGGAUAUUAAGAAGCUGGGUUAUGACACUACUUCAACAGAACAUGCACCUGCUGGACUCUCAGGAACACAACAGCCUUAUGGAACAUGACCUUAACUGCUUUGUUAAGCAGUUUAUUUUCAGACAGGAUCAGCAUGAUUUUUUUAAACAUCUUUGUAGUUUUCACCAGAAUUACUUUUGUAACUUUGAAUUUAAUCAUCGUGUUAUAUCGUUUCGUCAGUUUUGUAUGUUUAAUAAAC
Triplophysa rosa is the source of this 914-nucleotide messenger RNA. It is a transcript of the gene b9d1, whose product is annotated as B9 protein domain 1. The coding region runs from base 154 to 765 and encodes 203 amino acids. NCBI's taxonomy places the organism in Eukaryota, Metazoa, Chordata, Actinopteri, Cypriniformes, Nemacheilidae. The transcript is spliced from 7 exons. Gene Ontology annotation, cellular component: MKS complex. The record is from RefSeq and is a predicted model, not a curated record. Gene Ontology annotation, biological process: cilium assembly.